Vespa mandarinia (Asian giant hornet) is the source of this 1408-nucleotide messenger RNA. RefSeq lists its product as uncharacterized. NCBI's taxonomy places the organism in Eukaryota, Metazoa, Arthropoda, Insecta, Hymenoptera, Vespidae. The record is from RefSeq and is a predicted model, not a curated record.
UCUUCGAGGAUCGAGAGAAAUGUCUUUCUGCGUAAUCCUUCCGUAAAGAAUAAUUUUCUACGAACGAUUCUUUUGUUUACGAUGUCUUCGUUGUUAUUUCAUCAUUGGAUUGCCGGUUGGCUAUUGUUGGCUUUCUUUGGAUCAAAAAUGUCUGACUGUCAAAAUUUAUACUUGAUGCCAUAUGGAACUUAUUAUGAGGAUUAUAGAAUUGAAUCAAACGAUCGUGUCAAAUACGACGUACCGGAAACAUAUUAUCAAUACUCACCUCCUGUAGAUUCAGAUCUCGAAAAUAAUAUUUUAAGAAAGAAUCAUUUGAAUUUCUCGCCAUCGAGCUCAUCGAACUAUGAUUACGUCGCUCCAUCACAGGAUAUUCUUGAUAAAAAACGUCGUCCCGAUAAGAACGAUGAGGAUAAUGUUUGGUUGGAUGAAGAAAUUCUUGAAAAAAUGAAUAUGCUCGAGAGAAUGCUGUCGGACGAAUCAAACGAGAAGGAUUUCGAGACGAAAAAUUCUAUCAAUGAUAAAAUCAUUUCGGAAUCUAUCAUGCCGGAAGAAACGAAGAGGGUCGUCAGGCAAGUUCGUAAACAGAGGCCAGGAUUUUUUUGGACCCUUGCAAAGAUCGCAUUUGAGACAUUCAACGACACUCAAUCGGCGAUUAAACAAAUUAGUUCAAUAAUUAGUAAUAGUAUUGGACCAGAUACAACAACUAGUAAAUCAAUGAUCAGUGAUUCGUUGAUGGAAUCAAGUAAAACGUCGAUGAUAAACGAACGAAAUGAGACCACAAUGACGACAGAAGCUACGAUGACGAACAUGAAGCAAACUCCAUUACUUACAAGGAGCGAACUUCAAUCAUUAAUUACCAGAAACAUCAAAGGAUUAAUUCGAUUAUUUAACAUCGAAUGGCAGGAUGCCCUUAAACAAUCGGAUGUUAAUGUGAAUGAAUUUAGAAAAGACCUUGGUAAGCAAGUAGGAACGUACUUGCAAGAUAAUCCCAAUGCCUAUUGAAAACGGAUCUGCUGGGAAUUAGUGUAUAUAUAUAUGUGUGUGUAUGUAUGUGUGUAUGCGUGUGUGUGUAUGCAUGUGUUUGCGCGCGCACGUGCAAAAUAGAACGGAUUUCUCUUAGACGUAAAAUAACGUCAUAAUUUAAUUAUAAUUAUUGAACGAUGAAACAGCCAAAGAUCGGUUAUAGAAAAAAAGAAACAAGUUAAUUACACAUUACGACACGUGUGAUAUGUCACAACUUAAAUGUCGUCACCACAAUGUAAUAUAAUUUUAGAUACUUAACAAUUUUCAAUAAUAUCGAAAUGUAAUAACAAUUGUACAAACUUUAUGAGCAUUUCAUUUAGUAAUAAAUUGUGUCACAAAUUAUAUCGUAAAAAAAAAUCUACGAACAUCGAAAAUUAUAAUAUAU